Molecule: messenger RNA, 1455 nt
Organism: Ornithodoros turicata
Lineage: Eukaryota; Metazoa; Arthropoda; Arachnida; Ixodida; Argasidae
Product: short-chain dehydrogenase/reductase family 9C member 7-like
Exons: 5
Coding region: 101-1303 (400 amino acids)
Biological process (GO): steroid metabolic process
Cellular component (GO): intracellular membrane-bounded organelle
Molecular function (GO): oxidoreductase activity
Source: RefSeq, a predicted model, not a curated record
UUCUCCAUAAGAAGAAGAAGAAGCUCACAAGCAUGAAUCGGAACAUCUCAGUUCCAAUCUGAAACGUGGCAUCCCAAAGCCGCCGCCGGGUAGCGCAGCCAUGUCCCGUCAACUCCAAGGACCCUUGGUCAUAUUUGUCUUUAUUACAAUGUUCCUGGUCAUCACUACCGCUUUGAGUCCGGUCCUAAUGAGCUUACUUGCCAUGGUGGGCAGCAUCAUCGUAUCGUUGGCGGUGGGACUAACGUACUAUCGACUGUCAAAGGCUUACCUCAGCACCAACCUUCCAGUGGACAGAAAGGCGGUCUUCAUAACCGGAUGUGAUGCCGGCCUGGGAUAUUGCAUCGCGGAGUCGUUGCUUGCAAAGGGCUUCGACGUGUUCGCAGGAUGUCUCAACGUCAGAUCUGAGGGUGCCAUAACGCUGGCGGAUAAGGACGCAAACGUUGUUCAUGUCGAUUAUCUUAAACUGGACACUGUAGUGAAGGGCUACAGCAAAGUUAAGAACAUUCUAGGUGGGAAGGAGCUGUGGGGCAUCGUUGCAAAUGCUGGAGUGACUACGUACGGCGAGGUUGAGUGGCUGAUGCCCAUGGAACUGCGUUGGUUGGUGGACGUCAACGUUGCCGGCACAAUUAGCUUCAUCAAAGAAGGAAUUUCUGAGGUCAAGAAGAGCCGCGGAAGAAUAGUUAUCCUUACGGGACUUCAUGGCAGGUUGGUCAUACCGGGCAUGGUCGUGCCUUCUGCUACAGCUGCUACGCUGUCGCAGUUUGCGGACGGACUACGACGAGAGCUCUUAAAGUUUGAAGUUCAAGUUUGUACGAUAGAACCAGCUUUCUACAGGACACGUAUCAUGGACCACAACAACAUCAGCGCAGCUCUCACGGCAGUCAUCGACAGGUUAUCCAGCGUCGUCAAAGAAGAAUACGGCGGUGCCUACUUGAAUACCUACCACUUUCUAUACCCGAAGAGGCUGAAGCGAUUUGCGCGUGCCAAUAUAAGCGAAGUGGCUGCUGCCGUCGAAAGAUCUCUCUUGAACAGAGAGACGAACCAUAGGUACCAGUGUUGUAGCAUGCGCCAGUUUCUGACCUGGUUAAUGCUGGAGUCGGCGCCGCAACAACUGCGCGACUUCUUUCUCGUCAAACAGUUCCUGCCGAGCGUGAGUGUCACGGGUAACAUCACAGUUAGGCGCACGGCACUGAAGCGUGUAUCGGUAUGCAGCGCUGAGACGCCACCUGAACUCGGCCGUAUCCUAAGACCCGUAAGCCUGUAUAGUACGCCACCGAUUCUGCAGCCGGGCAAGGUAUUGUGACCUGCCAUGGGGGAAUUGUGCAGCCACGAUGGCGUCCCGGAGUUUUGUUUUGUCCUUGGCAGCGGUGACUUAGCGUGCGAGAAGAAGACGAAACUAUAUAAUAUGGACUGAUGGUGCAAAGGGAUGAAAUUACAAUAAAAUAAUAUGAAACG